Rhododendron vialii is the source of this 647-nucleotide messenger RNA. RefSeq names its product copper transporter 5.1-like. Lineage: Eukaryota; Viridiplantae; Streptophyta; Magnoliopsida; Ericales; Ericaceae. The transcript has a single exon. The record is from RefSeq and is a predicted model, not a curated record. Gene Ontology annotation, biological process: intracellular copper ion homeostasis; copper ion transmembrane transport. Gene Ontology annotation, cellular component: plasma membrane. Gene Ontology annotation, molecular function: copper ion transmembrane transporter activity. The annotation marks the transcript as partial.
UUUUUAUGCUCUACGUCUCAUAUCUACAUCUCUUCCCCGUUUAUCUCCAUCAUCUCCAUCUCCCAAGUUCAUCUCUUCCCAUUUAACCUGGUUCAUCUCCAUCUCCCACCCUCGUUCAUCUCCAUCUCCAUCUCCCACUCUUCUCUUCUCUCCCUCAAGCAACCGCCCCUUUCCUCCUCCCCCUCAACUGCACCCACGACCACAACGCCUCUCCUCGAUUCCAAGCUCGGCGGCGGCGGAGGAGGCGCAAGGAUUCCCGUCAGGCUGUUGGGAGAUGUGAUGUUCGGGGUCAACUCGGCAAUCGGGUACAUGCUGAUGCUCGCCGGCAUGUCGUUCAACGGCGGCGUGUUUGUCGCCGUUGAGGUGGGGCUGUCAGCCGGGUACUUGGUGUUUAGAAGCUAUGAUCAGGAUGUGGUCGUUGUUGACAAUCCUUGUGCCUGUGCUUGAAAAAGGGGAAAUCGAAAUUGAAGUUUCAAAAGCAUUUCCGAUUUGGAUCUGGGCCUCUCCUUUGAUUGUUAAUAGUAAUCAUGUUUCUUUAUUUUUCGUUUUUGGUGUUCGACGAUUGGAUCUAGGGAUUCAAUUUUCUUCCGUAUUUGGAGGACCUUCUGCGAUGGGUUCAGUUUAUGGAACAAAAAUUUAAAUACAAA